AUGGCACCUGCGUGGGCAGAGCCGGCUCACCGCAGCGAGGACUCUGAGAGCGGUGUUGCAACAAGGGAGCUGAGUACCAAGCUAGAGCCGAACCUUCUGCGCGGUGUGCCUCUGCAUGUGGCACUGACUGGCUGGGGGCGGCACUGGAAAAAUUCGGAGAGUGGCAUGUUCACGCUGGAGCGGCCCGGGCCGCAGGAGGCGGAGCGAGCGCAGCGAUACUCGUACGAGCUGAGCUGCCCCACGGCUUCCUUGGAUGCCUUCCUCAGCCACGACUGGGCCUCGAACGCACGGCUCAAGGUCUUGUCGUUGGUCAUCAUCUACAACUCGCGAGCUGCUUUCCUGGCAUGCCUUGCUGUCAGCAUCCUCGUGGGAGUCCUGAGAGCAGCAGGGCUGCUUCCUGCUGAGAUCUGGAUGGCCACCUUCGGCCACCUCAGCUUCUUCCUUGUCCUGGCUCUCUGGCAGCGCAUCCGGAUGCUCUUCUGCAGGCCUCAACUGGUGUUUUUGGACAAGCUUUGCAUCUCGCAGCAGGACGAGCAGUUGAAGCAAGCCGGCAUCCUGGGCAUAGCUGGAUUCCUGAUGGCUUCGAGGAAGUUGAUCGUCCUCUGGUCGCCGCGCACCUUUUUGCGCGUUUGGUGCGGCUUCGAGAUUGGAACAUUCCUCAGGGAUCGGCAGAGCCGAAUUCAGAUCAUGCCGUUGAAGACGGGUGCCCUGCUGCUGCUGGGAUCUCUCUGCUGGCAUCUGCUGAGCUUGUGCUUCCACGUCUUCUCGAAGUCGGAGGAUUCCCUGCUAGACUUCAAGGUGAACUUCAAUGUCCUGGCAUUGGUUUCGGCUCUGAUGAUCCUGGUCUUCGCCUUGGUCCUGCCGCUGGUGUAUGCCAUCGGCAUUGAGCUGAUGCGCGAACUCGCGGGGUUGCCGCAGCAGCUGGCCCAGUUCCGCAUGCAGGAUGCAACCUGUUUCUGUUGUUCCAAUGGCCAUGCACAUCCCCAAACGGGAGAUCCCAUACCAUGCGACCGGCAGCUCGUGUUCAAGCUGCUGCACAAGUGGUAUGGCAGGGAUGAGGAUGGAGCAGAGCUCAUGGACGAGGAUGCCUUGGAGUCUUUCAAUGCCAUGGUGCGCAAGCAGCUUGCUCCCCGUGUCGUUUCUGGUUUGGGGGCGAGCACGCUGCCGCUUCCAUACACCGUGUACAUGGUCGGCAGCUGCUGCCUGCCGUACCUGUCGCUCUACAUUCCGCUCUGGCUUGAAGAAGGUCGAUCUGGCUUCGGCUUCGAGCUCUUCGCCAAAAGCAUAAGGCUUCUUCUGGACUGGGCAAUCGUCGGAGUUGCGAGCGUCUUCUUCACCAGGCUGUCACUACUUCUUUGGAGGGUAGGUCUGAGCCUACAAAGGUGUGAGGCCUGGGGGAAGGGUGCGGUGGUCGCAGUGCUGGUUCUUAGUGGCCUGGCGUUGCUGCUGCUUCUCUGGAUUCCAUUCGAGCUCUCGAUGUUUGCCACGAGCGAGACAAGCUUGCUUCCGCUGCUUCCUUUCCUCGGAGCCCUGGUGGCCACCUUCGGCGUCUUCUCCCUGGGUGGCCUGGGCCGCCUGGGCCUGCAAGAGAUGGAAGUGGAAGCAGGACGCUGCUGUCCUCCCGGAGACAUCGUUGAGCGCCAGGACAGCGAAGGAUCGAUGUUCGAGGGUAGCGGGAAAGAUUCCUGCAUCCUCGCUGAAGCGGCUGCUGAGACGAUCACUCUGCAGAGUUUGAACUAUUUCUCGCGACCUCACGAUGGUGAGAUCAGGAUGGAUCCCAUCGAAGGACGAGCAGCUUGGCUUGGAGGGGUACUUGAGCCCCAGGAUUGGAUGGUCAGUCUAACGGCCCAAGAUGCUGAAGACCUUGACCUUGAAAUUCAGCGUUUGGACAAGAGUGGCAAGAGCAUCGACCAGCUGCGUAGAUCAGACCUGCAAUAUUCGGACAGGUUCAUUGCCAAAGUCGACUCUUGGCGUAAUGAGCUGAACCCUAGGCAGCACGAUGGCCUUGGCUUUGUGGUAGUGCGUGGAGUGCCGACGCAUCGGUGGACCGAGCAUCAGUCGGAGCUCUUCUUUUGGUCCUUGGGUCAAUUGCUGGGCAUUCCUGGUGCCCAGUCUGGGCGUGGAGAACUUCUGGGCCACGUCCGUAAUGAAUACCAUGGGCAGAACACGACCGGCUUGCACGAGCGCCAGUACCGUACUAAUGAAGACAUCUUCUUCCACUGCGAUGCUGCCGAUGUGGUCGGUUUGCUGUGUUUGAGACCUGCUAAGAAAGGAGGUGCAUCUCGGAUCGCCAGCAGUGUUACUAUCUACAACGAGAUGCUCAAAAGGCGACCAGACCUCAUCCCUCGAUUCUACGAGGAUUUCUACUUGGACACCCGCGGCGAUGGAGGCACCAGGCACGUGCCCAUCAGGCCUGUGAGCUACUACAAGGGGGAUCUGAAGACCUUCUGGCACACCGGCUACUAUCGAUCGGUGUGGGACUACGACUUCAUGCCUGAAAUCGAUCCUACGACGCUGGAGGCGAUCAAGGUUUAUGACGAGAUUGCCAAUGAUCCGGCUAUCCAGCUUACCAUGCAGUUCCAGCCAGGAGAUAUUAGCAACCACUACAUUGUCCAUGCCCGUGGUCCCUUCGAAGACCAGGAGGACCCGAAACUCCGGCGACAUCUGCUCCGGCUCUGGCUCUCCCUCGAGAAUCGAGAGAGGGACAGCAGGGAAGUGCUCCUCAAGGAAGUGGAGCGAGUCAAACUCCUCUCCAAGCUCAUCGCUGUCAGGCUGCGGAACCUGGCCUCCAAGCUCGGCUUGCUAGCGAACGGAAAUCUAAGCUCUAGGCUUUCAGAGGACACAGGUAAAGAUGAGUUCAGCGACAUGCCGAAAACAAUGAGCUGCUCUGCCCUGUGGUGGAAGUCCGACAAUGCCCUCCCUGUGUUGCACAAUACGCUGAUCUUCGCCGCUUCACCGCUUCUGCUCGAGCGGCCGCGUGUCGGACGCUUCGAAGGGUUGUACCGAUUCACCGAUCCGACUCGGGCCAACUUACCCGCCAACUCGGUGUUCUCCGAAGAAAGAUUCCGAGGCUUCGGCGGCAGCAACGGCAGCAGCCACCGGUACAACCGAGCCAACUACCUCUUCGAUGCCGGCCUACGAUUCUCCCGGUACACGGCAGGGUACAACUUUGCCAUGGCCCAGGCAACGCAGUACCGACAAGAUAUCCGAGAUCUCACAGCCCUGACCGUUACCAAGAUGGAUACCUACCAUGUGAUCGGCGUGAUCUUUUUCGUGUUGAACUUCCAAUUGAUCAUGGCUGGACGUCUCGGCGUCCACGGCCCCUCCCCUCCUGGGUAUAUCAUGGGGAUCUACUGGGUGUGCUCCACAAGUGCUCUCAUGUUCCUCUGCGUGCUCAUUUGGUUCACCCUGCACGCAUCAGCCCGCGCCACCGCUGGCAUGGCCCACAUGUUGACGCGCAGCGUGCGUCUGCCCAUCCCUACGCCCAAGCAGCUUGACAAGGCGCGACGCACUGGAAACAUGUUUGAGAAGCAACGGGUCACGGACGUCUUCCGCGUUCCCUUCGUGGUGCCUGCACCCAAGGAACCCUCUGCGGAGGAGGGUGCCGACCCGGCCAAAAAGAACACCGCAGCUCCGGGAAAGAGCGGCACCCAGCGCAGGAUGCCGAAGUGGUACCAGGACGAGACGAAGGAUCUCAACAGCUCCAAAGGUGGAGCACCGGCGGCCACCCGGGGUGCGAAUCCAGAGCACUUCGAGCUCUACCGCGGCCUGCAACAGGAAUGGGCCGUGCACGACUGCUACGCUCGCAUUGGCAUCCUCUAUUUCUUCUCCCAUUGGAUCACGGCAGCGGCGAUCUACACUCAGUGCCAUUGCUUCGGCGAGUUGCGCGCAAUCUGGCCGGCCUGGAGCGCGAGCACGGUCUUCUGUGUGGCGCAUUGGUGCAUGCUGAAACUGGACAUCCAAGAGGAGUCCGACAGCAAGUUCCUGGCGCAGAUUCCCAUUGAAAAUGCCGUGCCCUUCACGCCGAUUCUCCUGGUGGCUGCUAUGAGCCUGGAUUACUCCGUGCUGGUGCCCAACGACGGAUGGAUCGCGCUCAUCUACGUCAUCGCAUGGGUGGCGUACAUCAUACACUUCGUAUGGGCUUUGAGGCUUUUCGAGCUUGCCAUGCCGCAUCCGCAGGCAGAUCCGCCCGAGGUUGCCGGCAAGCCAUGGACGCCCGGUGAGUGGUGGCUGCCUCGUGCGUUCGCCAGCACUGUCUACAUCGUGGCACCGCCGAAGCAGCUCGAACCUGGAAACGUUUGCUUGCAGCAGGAGAUGAAGGCAGCCAAGGGCGGCAAGGGAGCCACUGUGCCACAAAAGAAGGCCCGCGAGGCCGGCCCCAUGCUCUACCCGUGGAAGCUCUUCCGUGGGGCCAUCCUCACCAACAUCAGCCUGUGGAUCUUCAUCAUGUUCGGCCGCGUCUUCGACCAGGUGCACGGCGAGCGGCAGCUGCUGAAGCAGGAGGGGCGCGUGAUGCGCUGGCCCUCCCACAUGCAGCCCUGGACUACGCCCUGGACCCGCAACGGCACGCGCAACGAAUGGGCCCACACCGGUGGCUCAGAUCGCCGGCUGAUGGACCAACCGUACUUCGUCCGGCAGGACGAGAAGGUCUCGGCCGUCGCCGAGCGCCUCGCCGCAUCCUUGGGAGCUUUGGCCGAGGCGCUGGAGGAGCGCGAGGAGGUGUCAUCCCACGCCCCGGGCUUCCAUGGCGGCGUGGCCGCCUUUGCAGAGGAUCUGCUGCGGCCCCUCUCCCACGAAGGGCACGGAGCCCUCAUCCACUUGCCGAAGGAGGUUUCUCUGAAGCUUUCCACCAAGAUCCAUAGCAAGUUCAUCCUUGAAGGGCUUCAAACCUUGGGCUCGGUGCUCGGGGCCUCCUGGACGCCACGCGGCCUUCUGGUUGCCACAGACUCGGGUUCCGUCGCAGAGUGCAGCGGGCUGCCUGAGCAGGGACGGUGGCCCUGCCAGCAGGUUGCCGAUCGGCUGCCCUUCGGCCGCCUUUCGGCCGCUGCCGCCGUUCGGCUUCCCGGCGGAUCUUUCCGCGCUGCUGUCUCCGCACAAGGCGAAGAUGAGGUCGUCGUCCUCGAGGCCGACCUCCAUGGGAAGUCUUGGACUCCGGCCGGGGAGGUGCGCCUCCCGCACGAGAAGAUGAGCCAUCGCUUCUCCUUCGACGCGCAAGGUGAGGAGCUGCUUGCCUCCUCGCAUCACGGUGCCUUGAAGUGGCGGCUCGGGGAUCUCAAGUGA
Symbiodinium sp. CCMP2592 is the source of this 5280-nucleotide messenger RNA. Lineage: Eukaryota; Dinophyceae; Suessiales; Symbiodiniaceae. The record is from the annotation of a GenBank genome assembly.